CAAGGGAUCGAAGGUAGAGUCACUGAAGCAUUUGCACCGGGACCGUUAUAUUGUCAUCAAACCACCUGUUAUAGGGAGGGAGGCCUCUGUUCCGCUAUCCCUCCCACAAAAUAGUAUGAGACGGAGUUUCUUUGUAGUACGCUAAACGGGAUAAGACAGAGUGCCCUAGAGUAAACUGACGCAUGCGAGCCAGCAAGUUGACAGACAUAACAAAACUUGCGUCAACAGGGGACAGUCCUACUAGGAAUUACGGACGUUGAGUAGAUAGCUGGUCCUGCAAAAUGAAAUUCGCGGAGCACCUUUCGUCCCAUAUUACUCCGGAAUGGAGGAAACAGUACCUUCAAUAUGAGGCGUUCAAGGAUAUGCUGUAUGCGGCCCAGGACCAGGCCCCAUCCAUAGAAGUCACAGAUGAAGACACUGUCAAGAGAUACUAUGCCAAGUUUGAGGAGAAGUUUUUUCAGAAUUGUGAGAAGGAGCUUUUGAAGAUCAACACAUUUUAUUCAGAGAAACUUGCGGAAGCCCAGAGGCGUUUUGCCACCCUGCAGAAUGAGCUGCAGUCGUCUCUGGAUGCGCAGCGUGAGAGCAAUGCGCCAGGUCUGCGGAAACGCAAGACAGUGUUCCACCUUUCCCAGGAGGAGCGCUGCAAACACCGCAACAUCAAAGACCUGCAGCUGGCCUUCUCCGAGUUCUACCUCAGCCUCAUCCUGCUGCAGAACUACCAGAAUCUGAACUUCACAGGCUUUCGUAAGAUCCUGAAGAAGCAUGAUAAGAUCCUGGAGACUCCCCGUGGGGCUGACUGGCGCGUGGCCCAUGUGGAGGUGGCCCCCUUCUACACCUGUAAGAAGAUCACCCAGCUCAUUUCUGAGACUGAGGCUGUGGUGACCACAGAGCUGGAGGGAGGGGACCGUCAGAAGGCCAUGAAGAGGCUGAGAGUGCCUCCACUGGGGGCAGCACAGCCUGCUCUAGCCUGGACUACCUUCCGCGUUGGCCUAUACUGUGGGGUCUUCAUCGUCCUCUCUAUUUCCUUCAUCCUCAGUGGUGCUGUACUCAUCCGGUAUGAGAACGUGUGGCCUCUGGUGCGUAUCUACCGUGGUGGCUUCCUGCUGAUCGAGUUCCUCUUCCUGUUGGGCAUCAACACGUACGGCUGGCGCCAGGCGGGGGUCAACCAUGUGCUCAUCUUUGAGCUGAACCCUCGCAGCAACCUCUCCCACCAGCACCUGUUUGAGAUUGCAGGGUUCCUGGGGGUGCUGUGGUGUAUGAGCAUCCUGUCCUGUCUGUACUCUGAGUACACCAUGCUGCCCAUGCAGGUCAACCCCCUCAUCCUCUAUGGCUUUAUGCUCCUCUUCCUCAUCAACCCCUUCAAGACUGGCUACUACAAGUCUCGUUUCUGGCUGCUCAAACUUCUGUUCCGUGUGUUCACGGCGCCGUUCCACCGCGUGGAGUUUGCAGACUUCUGGCUGGCCGACCAGCUCAACUCUCUGGUGAUUGUACUGAUGGACCUGGAGUAUCUCAUCUGCUUCUACAGCUUCGAGCUCAAAUGGACCGACCGCAAAGGCCUCCUGCCCAUGUUCAACAGUGAUUACACAUGCCACAGUUACUCCUAUGGUCUCCGUGCCAUCAUCCAGUGUCUGCCUGCUUGGUUCCGUUUCGUGCAGUGCCUCCGUCGGUACCGAGACACCAAGCGAGCUUUCCCUCACCUGGUCAACGCUGGCAAAUACUCCACCACCUUCUUUGUGGUCACCUUCGCUGCACUCUACAGCACCCACAAAGAACAAAAGCAUUCCGAUGCAGACAUGUUCUUCUACCUGCUGAUGGUGUUCUCAGCCGUCAGCUCCCUGUACACUCUGAUCUGGGACCUGAAGAUGGACUGGGGCCUGUUUGACCGUGGAGCAGGGGAGAACACCUUCCUUAGGGAGGAGAUUGUCUACCCACAGAAAGCGUACUACUACUGUGCCAUCAUAGAGGACGUGAUCCUGCGUUUUGCCUGGACCAUCCAGAUCUCCCUCACCACCAUGACCAACAUCCCCUCUGUGGGAGACAUCGUGGCCACCGUUCUGGCUCCUCUAGAGGUGUUCAGGCGUUUUGUCUGGAACUUCUUCCGUCUGGAGAAUGAGCACCUGAAUAAUUGUGGUGAGUUCCGUGCCGUGAGGGACAUCUCGGUGGCUCCGCUGAACGCUGACGACCAGACGCUGUUGGAGCAGAUGAUGGACCAGGAGGACGGAGUCAGGAACCGUCAGGGCAAGAAGAGCUGGAAACGCAGCUACAGCCUGUCCCUGCGGCGCCCCCUGCUGUCCUCUCAAUCAUCCAAGAAGGACACCAAGGUGUUGAUAGAGGACACGGAUGAUGAGGCCUUCAGCUGAGCCCAAAGCACCAGCUCUACAACCCCAGUGAUCACUCCAUCACAGAGCUGCCUCACACACACCACACACACACACCACACACACACACACACACACACACACACACACACACACACACACACA
Molecule: messenger RNA, 2483 nt
Organism: Salvelinus sp. IW2-2015
Lineage: Eukaryota; Metazoa; Chordata; Actinopteri; Salmoniformes; Salmonidae
Product: xenotropic and polytropic retrovirus receptor 1 homolog
Biological process (GO): phosphate ion transport; cellular response to phosphate starvation
Cellular component (GO): plasma membrane; cytoplasm; Golgi apparatus
Molecular function (GO): inositol hexakisphosphate binding
Source: RefSeq, a predicted model, not a curated record